Messenger RNA from Tauraco erythrolophus (red-crested turaco), 1607 nucleotides. The record is from RefSeq and is a predicted model, not a curated record. NCBI's taxonomy places the organism in Eukaryota, Metazoa, Chordata, Aves, Musophagiformes, Musophagidae.
AUGAAUGUCUGUAGGCUACGCUUAACAGUACCACCUGAUGAAGGCUCACAGCCUGAACAGGGAGCAAAGGAACCUGAAAGAAAGAAAAACGAGCUCUACCAUGUACCAAAUGGCAUGUCUCCAGGGAAGCUCUCUCAUGGGAUGGUAUAUGGCGUCGUGCACCGAACUGACAACAACCAUAAGAGAGAAAUGGUGGUUUAUGGCUGGUCAGCUGAUCAGCUGAAAGAGGAGAUGAAUUACAUUAAAGAAGUGAGAGCAACUUUGGAAAAAGUAAGAAAGAAAAUGUAUGGUGAAUAUGAUGAAAUGAAAAGAAAAAUACAGCAGCUUACGAAUGAACUGAAAGUGACAAAUGCUCAUCAGGAAUCCUUAGAGAAUCAUGUGCGAGUGCAGGCUGCAGCCUUAGAUAGCUUUAGUGAAAUGAACAACUCCUUGACAUCAGCAUCAAUAGACUUGCAGAAAACUCUAGUGGAUGUCACGUUGGAGAACACUGAUAUAAGGGAACAAAUAAGGAAUUUAAAACAUACACAUGAGCAAUCUAUGGAAAAGCUGAGAGAGAAGCAAAAGCAACUGGAAACAGCACAAAUUGAAAAUCAGUUACUGAAAUUAAAGGUGGAAUCGUCGCAGGAAGCCAAUGCUGAAGUCAUGAGAGAGAUGACAAGAAAACUUUAUAGUCAGUAUGAGGAAAAAAUGCGAGAAGAGGAGCAGAAACAUAAAGCUGAGAAAGAAAUCCUCCUAGAAGAAACAAAUCGGCUUCUGAAGGCUAUUGAAGAGGCAAAUAAGAAGAUGCAGAUUACAGAAACAAGCAUACAGGAAAAAGACCAGAGAAUUGGUGAGCUGGACCGACUGAUUGAACGCAUGGAAGAGGAGCGUCACCAGCUGCAAAAACAACUCGAACUAAAUGAAAUACAAAUAUCUGGAGCAAAAUCUGAAAACAACUCUGACAGUGAAAGGUCACAGCAUUUGGAGGAGGUAGCAGCUAGCCUAAGAGAGCGAAUCAAACAUCUUGAUGAUAUGGUCCACUGCCAACAGAAGAAAGUCAAGCACAUGGUUGAAGAGAUUGAAGUGCUAAGGAAGAAAGUAAAAGAAAAGGAAUUAUUUAUAAUACAGCUUUUAGAAAAAAUAUCUUUCUUAGAAUGUGAGAAUAAAGAAUUACAAGACAAAUUGGACUACUUAAUGGAAAACCAACCUAAGACCAAUAUAGAAACCAGAGAUACUGGUGUAGAAUGUGAUCUUCCAUACAGGUAUUUACUUUUUCUUCUUGUUCAUAGGAAACUUUUUCAUAACAUCCCUUAUUGGUGCUGUAUUAGAUCCUCAGUCCUAGUAGCUUUAUUGCUGGACGUUCCAAUACGAGCUCUAGCGGAUGUCUGCAUUACAAGUACUGAGAACAGAAGAUCUCCUGAAAGUGAAAGGCCGGUGAGGACAUACACCCCAUUCAAGAGAGUGUUGGAAUUUAGCACAAAGAACACACCUAGGGCUAUUUGCACGUGUGAAAGACGACAUGUGCUUAAGAGACCUGAUGAGUUAAGGCCCUUCCAGCCCUACCUCAAGCACCAGAACAUGGAAGAAACACGGGAGAACAAGGUGAUAGGAGCCAUCUACAACUUAAG